Psylliodes chrysocephalus is the source of this 1761-nucleotide messenger RNA. Lineage: Eukaryota; Metazoa; Arthropoda; Insecta; Coleoptera; Chrysomelidae. The record is from the annotation of a GenBank genome assembly.
AUGCAUUUAAUACGAAAACAUCAUAUAGAUUUCGGAAAAACGGAAACAUCUGAUCAUUCGAAAAGUGCUUUACAAAUAGACGUAACUAAAAUGGAAAAUGAGUCAACAGAAACAACUUCUAAUUCAGAAUUGGAGGAUGAGGUAGUAAAUUCUGAUUGUGAACCUCAACCAUGUUCAUCUAAAUCUAAUUACUAUUCUGGAGAACACACACGACAAGUACGACAACCUCUUAUAACAGAAACCAUUGCAAAAAUUAAAUCAUUUCAAGAUGGUGGACGUAAAUCAAGUCAAAUAACAAAUGCACUCAUUUAUAUGAUAACUAAAGACAAUCUCCCACUAAACACAACAGAAAAAGUUGGAUUCAAGUAUUUUGUUCAAACAACUACGCCUCUAUAUACAAUUCCAGGACGAAAAUCUGUAACUGCCUUAAUUGACGAUAAAUAUGAUGUACUUGUAAGAUGUUUGAAAAGUAAAAUUAGCAAUAUAAAUCAUUUUAAUUUGACCACAGAUAUUUGGACUGAAACAAUGAAUACAAAAAGCUUUUUAGGAAUAACUUGCCAUUAUAUUGAUGAAGAUAAAUUAAAAUCUAUAGUUAUAGCUGUAUAUGAACUUUCUUCAAACCAUACAGCCGAAUAUAUAACAGAUAUAAUAAAGAAAGUUUGUGAAUCUUGGGACAUUUGCAUUAACAAAAUAAGUGCGGUAGUUACUGAUAAUGGUGCAAACAUGGUAAAGGCUAUAUCACUCCUGUUUGGUAAAAAUAAGCAUUUACCAUGUUUUGCCCACACAUUAGAUUUGGUAGCAACUAAAAUAAUGACAGAAGUGGGAAAUGUUACUGCAAUUUUAAAAAAAGUAAAAGUAAUUGUCACAUAUUUUAAACACAGUGUCGCAGCGUCAGAUGAGUUAAGGAAGGCCCAACCCCAAGAAAACAAACUCAAACUUAUACAAUCUGUGCCUACCAGGUGGAAUUCUACCUUCUACAUGAUUGAAAGGUAUCUUAUGUUAUACAAAUAUCUAGUGCCAAUAUUAUUAAAUACACCUAAAUCACCACCUAUUACGGACUCAAACGAAAUUGAAGCUUUGAAGGAAAUUUUAUUAGUUUUAAAACCUAUAGAAGCAGUGUCAAAGGAAAUUUCAGGGGAACAGUACAUAACCAGUAGUAAAAUAAUUCCAUUAGUUAAUUGUUUAAAACAGCAGCUCAAUAAUGUUUCUCCUAAAACUGAACAGGGAAAAAAUAUUUUAGAAUUAACAAAAAAUGAAAUUUUAAAAAGAUUUGGUUCUGUGGAAUCUGUAAAAUUACUAGCUUGUUCCACUUUUUUGGACCCACGUUUCAAAAAAAUACAUUUUAAUAACCCUGAAGCAGUUGCACAAACCAUUAAUAAUAUUAAUAAUCUAUGCAAAGAAUUUAUAGAAUCCUCAAAAAAUGAACAACUAGAGCAAACUGUUUCCGAUGAUGCUACUAGGAAUACUCAAUCAUUUGGAUUAUGGACGUUUCAUGAAACAUUAGCUAAGAAAAGUUCAGUUACUGGAACUGAUUCAACUAAGGGGGAACUUUUUCAUGAACUAAAAUUGUAUAUGCACCAACCGUUAACAGAACUAAAGACCGACCCACUUGAUUACUGGAAAUCAAGUGGCUUAAAAGUUUUAAAAGAAAUAGCAUAUAAAUAUCUGUUAACUGUUGGUUCAUCAGUCCCCUGUGAACGGUUGUUUUCAAAAGCUGGCAAUAUAAUGACCGAAAGACCCAACAGAUUAGAUGCAUACUGA